AUGCAGAAAGAGAUCCAGGAGCUGAAGAAGGAAUGUGCUGGCUACAGAGAAAGACUGAAGAACAUCAAAGAGGCCACCAACCAUGUGACUCCAGAAGAGAAAGAGCAGGUGUACAAGGAGAGGCAGAGGUACCACAAGGAGUGGAGGAAGCGCAAGAGGAUGGAGGAAGUUGGGAUAGAGACUGAUGAAGAUCACAACGUCAAGCUCCCAGAUCCCUGA
Molecule: messenger RNA, 219 nt
Organism: Rangifer tarandus platyrhynchus (Svalbard reindeer)
Lineage: Eukaryota; Metazoa; Chordata; Mammalia; Artiodactyla; Cervidae
Source: the annotation of a GenBank genome assembly